GGUUGCCGAUGCUAACGGUGCACGGUCGUUUGCUUCUGGCCAGUUUUAGGUUUUGCCUUAAUAAUGGGAGAAGCUGAUGUGACGCUGAACCAGACCGACGAGAAGCCGCCGGAUUCGGCGUUGGCUCCCGGAGAGGACUCGGUGGUGUGGAGCCACGAGGUGGAGGUGUGCCUGUUCCACGCGAUGAUCGGACAUAAACCAGUCGGCGUGAACCGUCACUUCCACAUGAUCUGCAUCAGAGACAAGUUCAGUCAGAACAUUGGACGGCAGGUCUCCUCCUCCGUCAUCUGGGACCACCUGGGAACGAUGUACGACAUGCAGGCGCUGCACGAGUCGGAGAUCCUGCCGUUCCCAAACAACGAGAAGAGCUUCUCCCUGCCCGAUGACAUCAUCCAGGAGGUGAAGGAAGGGAAGCUGGGCUCAGAGGAGGAGUCCAAAGAGGAGUUCAGGAUGGAGAGAGAACCUCCAGCUACACAUGAAGAAGGGAGUAACUCCUCUGUGAAGAUGUCGGAGCGAACAAGCAGCAUUCGGGAUAAGGAGAGAGAGCGAGACAAGGAGAAGGGAGGAAGUGACGGAGGAUUGUCGUCAGCGGCGACGGGAGGAGGCGGCGGAAGCGGUAGUGGAGGGAAGGAGGCAGAGAAGAGGAAGAGGAGUCGAGCGGCCGAGAAGCUCCUGUCGUCUUCCAACCCGGCGAGUCCGGGAGGAGCCAAGAGGAGGCGCACCUGAGCGGGGGACGGACAGAGACGGAGGAGCGCGGUGGAGAGAAGGAGUCGCCCCCUCUGUGGCUGCUCUCUGAUUGGCUGCUUGUCACCCGGCACCUGUGCUUUCAUCUCAUCGUGUGAUUACAGUGGGAGGAAGCGACACGUCUGGAAGCGCCUCUGGAGUGUUUUUAGCGUGCAGACAGCUGACCCGACCGCAGCGUGAGCGGCGUGUGUUGUCUUAUUGUUUUUAAUGCCAAGGUUGGAGUUUGCCCCGAGUCUUGCCUGUCAGGCUACAAAGAAGCCAUCCAGGAGUAUUGAGCACAUCGUCGUAAACUCUGCUACAGUUAUGUCCUGUUGUUGUUUCCUGCCUUUUCUUUUACCUUUUUAAAGCCGUUUCACCUUGUAGUGAAGCAGGAAGUGGAAGAACGUUCCAGUUUUCCUCCAUUUUCAUUUAAACUUUCUCGGUUGUACAGAGGAGUGAAGGAGCCCGGGUGAGACGGGUUUCCAACCUUUACGCUCUUUUCGCUUCAGUAGAAACGAGAGUAGAAGUGAAUAUUCCAGCGUGCACCUGCGAUCAGAGUGCACGCCAUGUUCUCACAGCGUGUGAAAUACAAAUAAUUGAGUCUGUUUUAUGUUCUGAUGAUCAUCUGCUUAGAGCAGUGGUUUAAUGUGACAGGAGGUCAGCAUGUUGGCUGUCUGAGCUGCGUGUUUGUUGCUGCAGUGACUGUUUUUAGUUUCUGAUCAUCUGAAACUGCAAUAAUUGUGUUUCUCUCUGAACUGGACGUGGCAGCAUGUUGUGCUUUUGUUUCUGUGUGAGGACACGAGCAGCUCCGAGUGAUUCCAGUUAUGUUUUUUAAUCUUUGUUUCAUUUGUGUCAUUUGAAAAUGCGUCUUCUGUGUAUUUAGUUUAGUGUCGGCUUGUUUUGAGGCCACGAGAAUCAAAUGUUCCCUUUAAGUAUUUUUGGGGUGUUAAUUUAUGGCUGCUGAUGAGCUGAUGUGUGAAACAGCUGUUUGUGUCAUUAAAGCUGAAGCCGAGUCUCCCGUCAUUCAUCGUUUUCCUGCAAAAAUGUUUGUAAAGAGCUGAAUGUUUAAACAUUAAAACUUCUGCCCCUCUUUUAA
This is a messenger RNA of Maylandia zebra (zebra mbuna), 1819 nucleotides long. It is a transcript of the gene mrgbp, whose product is annotated as MRG/MORF4L binding protein. Gene Ontology annotation, cellular component: NuA4 histone acetyltransferase complex; nucleus. Gene Ontology annotation, biological process: regulation of transcription by RNA polymerase II. The record is from RefSeq and is a predicted model, not a curated record. Lineage: Eukaryota; Metazoa; Chordata; Actinopteri; Cichliformes; Cichlidae.